Molecule: messenger RNA, 252 nt
Organism: Medioppia subpectinata
Lineage: Eukaryota; Metazoa; Arthropoda; Arachnida; Sarcoptiformes; Oppiidae
Source: the annotation of a GenBank genome assembly
CUUGUAGUGGAUAUCCCGCCGCCAUCUCUGCCACCAUUACUGCGGCCCGAAGACGAGGAGACCACCAGAUCAUUGCCCAGCUCAACGGAAAUAAGUGAGUCGGAGGCGCGUCAGGCGCUCGUCAAGUAUAUAUCCACCCGAUGUUGUUAUGGCAAAGGAGUCGCCAAAGACAUGUCAAUCAUCAAAAUAGAGCACAUGUGCGCCUUUCAUUUAACAAAUGGCAUCACUUACCGCACGGCCGGAAUCACUUGA